Molecule: messenger RNA, 1701 nt
Organism: Egretta garzetta (little egret)
Lineage: Eukaryota; Metazoa; Chordata; Aves; Pelecaniformes; Ardeidae
Gene: FRMD6
Product: FERM domain containing 6
Exons: 14
Biological process (GO): positive regulation of hippo signaling
Cellular component (GO): cytoskeleton; cytoplasmic side of apical plasma membrane
Source: RefSeq, a predicted model, not a curated record
AUGAACAAACUGACCUUCCACAACAACCGAGUCAUGCAGGACCGCCGCAGCGUUUGCAUCUUCCUCCCCAACGACGACUCCCUCAACAUUAUCAUCAACGUGAAGAUUUUGUGCCACGAGUUGCUGGUGCAGGUGUGUGACCUCCUGAGGCUGAAGGACUGUCACCUCUUUGGGCUCAGCGUCAUCCAGAACAAUGAGCACGUGUACAUGGACCUGGCCCAGAAACUCUACAAGUACUGCCCCAAGGAGUGGAAGAAGGAGGCCAGCAAGGUCAGCGGUGAGGUCUUGCAUGGAGAGCUGACGGCAGGGAUCGACCAGUUUGGCCCCCCGAUGAUCAUCCACUUCCGAGUGCAGUACUACGUGGAGAAUGGCCGGCUGAUCAGGUAGGGUGCNNNGCGCUAUUACUACUACUGGCACCUGCGGAAGCAAGUGCUGCACUCCCAGUGCGUGCUGCGCGAGGAGGCUUACUUCCUCCUCACCGCCUUCGCCCUCCAAGCCGACCUGGGCGACUUCAAGCGCAACAAGCACUACGGGAAGUACUUCGAGCCCGAAGCCUAUUUCCCCGCCUGGGUGGUUGCGAAGAGGGGCAAGGAUUACAUCCUGAAGCACGUCCCAAACAUGCACAAGGACCAGUUCGCCCUGACGGCCUCUGAAGCCCAUCUCAAGUACAUCAAGGAGGCCGUCCGGCUGGACGAUGUGGCUGUGCACUACUACCGGCUGUACAAGGACAAAAGGGAAGUGGAGGCCUCGCUGACACUGGGGCUGACGACACGGGGCAUCCAGAUCUUCCAGAACCUGGAGGAAGAAAAGCAGCUGCUCUACGACUUCCCCUGGACGAAUGUGGGCAAACUGGUGUUCGUGGGCAAGAAGUUUGAGAUCCUGCCGGACGGGCUGCCCUCGGCCAGGAAGCUCAUCUACUACACGGGCUGCCCGCUGCGCUCCCGCCACCUCCUGCAGCUGCUCAGCAGCAGCCACCGCCUCUACAUGAACCUGCAGCCCGUCCUGCGCCAGGUCCGCAAGCUGGAGGAGAACGAGGAGAAGAAGCAGUACCGGGAGUCAUACAUCAGCGACACCCUCGACCUGGACAUGGAGCAGCUGGAGAAGCGCUCGCGGGCCAGCGGCAGCAGUGCUGGCACCCACGCCCCCGGCGUGGAGAGCGGCGGGAAGGACCGGCUGGAGGAGGACUCCCAGGAUGAUGAAAUCGAGAUGCUGGUGGAUGACCCCCGGGAGCUGGAGCAGGCUGGCGAGAUGGAGGUGAGCCCCGACAUGUGCGUCUACAUCACGGAGGACAUGCUGCUGUCACGCAAGUUCAACGGGCACUCGGGGCUAAUCGUGAAAGAGAUCAGCUCCUCCACCUCCAGCUCCUCGGAGACAGUGGUGAAGCUGCGGGGGCAGAGCACCGACUCCUUACCCCAGACGACGUGCAGGAAACCGAAGACGUCAACGGACCGGCACAGCCUGAGCCUGGAUGACAUUCGGCUCUACCAGAAGGACUUCUUGCAGCUGGCCAACCUCUGCCAGGAUACGGCCCAGAGCUACACCUUCGGCUGCGGCCACGGGCUGGAGGAGGAAGGGCUCUACUGCAAUGGCUGCUUGGCCCAGCAGUGCAUGAACAUCCAGGAGACCUUCCCCGUCAAAAGAACCAGCAAAUACUUCUCGUUGGAUCUCACCCACGACGAAGUCCCCGAGUUCGUCGUCUGA